AUGUCCCAGCCAGACACGCACCACACCAUCGUGGCACUAGAGACAUUCUUCUGUCCGCUGCCGGACCUGCAGCUGCCGGCGCCGCACACAUGCGAAGUGCGAGAAUACACGCGAACCAAGCCGGAUAUCAAUGAAAUCGCCGAGCGAAUCCGCGAUGCCAACAUCGUCAUCAUGACGACCCUCCCACUCGGCGCCAAAGUCCUGAGCGCAGACGUGAGCCCACACCUAAAAGUGAUCGCCGUAGUCGCAUCCGGCACCGACUCAGUCGACCUAGCCGCCUGCCGUGCCCGCGGGAUCGUGGUAGCCAACACCCCCCACUGCAACGCCACCGCCGUCGCCGAGCACGCCAUCGCGUCGUACUUCGCCGCGCGCCGCUCCAUCGCGCUCACGCACACGCUCACGCGGUCCGGGGAGUGGCCCAGGCGGGGCACCCUCCUGAGGACUCUCAAUGGACCCGAUGGCAACCCGCCGCGGACGUGUCGCGAUGAGGUGCUUGGCAUCGUUGGCUACGGCGCCGUAGGGAGGAAGAUCGAGUCGACGGCCCAGGCGCUGGGCAUGAAGACGCUCAUAGCGGCGCGGAAGGGGGUCGCCCCAUCAUACUCAGAAGGCGGCGGCGGCGGCGGUCGCACGCCGUUCGAGACCAUCCUCGCCGAGGCCUCCGUCAUAGUACUCUGCCUCCCACGGUCCCCGGAGACACUCAACCUGAUUUCCGAUGCCGAACUCGCGGGCAUGAGGUCGUGCGCGGUGCUGGUCAACGUGUCGCGGGGCGGCAUCGUGGACGAGGCGGCGCUGGUGAAGGCGCUGAGGAGGGGGACGAUUGCGGGCGCGGCUGCGGAUGUGUAUUUGGAGGAGCCGGCGGGUCCGGAGAGCAGCCCGUUGCUGGUGCCCGAUACGGCGGACCUCAAUCUGGUCACGACGCCGCAUGUGGCCUGGUGCGCGGCGGAUACUAAUGAUAAUUAUAACCGGGCGUUGAUGGAGAACCUGGCGGGCUGGUUGACUACUGGACGGCCGAAGUACCCUGUGGUCUGA
Molecule: messenger RNA, 1029 nt
Organism: Anthostomella pinea
Lineage: Eukaryota; Fungi; Ascomycota; Sordariomycetes; Xylariales; Xylariaceae
Source: the annotation of a GenBank genome assembly